CCGGGCGGGGCGGGGGCGCGGGGAGCGGCGGCCGGCGGGGCAUGGCGUCCAUGGCGGCGGCGAUCGCGGCCUCGCGCUCGGUCGUCAUGAGCGGGAACCGGCCCCUGGACGAGCGGGAGCGGAAGCGCUUCUCCUACUUCGCGUCGCUGAGCCCCAUGGCGCGGAAGAUCAUGCAGGACAAGGAGCGGAUCCGCGAGAAGUACGGGCCCGAGUGGGCGCGCCUGCCGCCCGCGCAGCAGGACGCGAUCAUCGACCGCUGCCUGGUGGGUCCGAGCGCCCCCGCGCCCCGCGCGCCCGGGGACCCCGAGGAGCCGGCGCGCUUCCCCGGCCUGCGCGGACCCACGGGCCAGAAGCUGGUGCGCUUCGGGGACGAGGACAUAACUUGGCAGGACGAGCACUCGGCCCCUUUCUCCUGGGAGACGAGGAGCCAGAUGGAGUUCAGCGUCUCCUCCUUAUCCAUCCAGGAGCCCAGCGGCGGCCCCCCCAGCGAGCCCCGCCCGCCGUCCAAAGCCUGCCAGGCCCCCCAGGCCCUCCGGCCGGCCCAGGGCGGCAAGUCCUCCAGCCUGGAUGCCCUGGGCCCCGCCCGGAAGGACGAGGAGGCCGCCUUCUGGAAGAUCAACGCCGAGCGCUCCCGCGGGGAGGGGCCCCAGGCCGAGUUCCCCUCGCUGACCCCCAGCCAGAUCAAGUCCAUGGAGAAGGGGGAGAAGGUGCUGCCCGCCAGCUACCGGCCGGACCCCGCCCCGAGGGACAGGGAGGCCAAGGCGGAGCGGCCCGUCCCCCCGCGCGCGGAGCCGCUGGCCCUCCCCGGCGCCGGCGUCCAGCCCGAGGGACCCCCGCCCGUCGGGGCGUCGCAGGAGGGCGCCCCCUCGCAGCCCGUGGGCCAGCCGCUCUCCCCCGGGGCCGGCCCCAGCGAUGGGGAGAUGGCGGAUGAGCUGUUCUCCGAACCCAGCGCCACACAGGUCAGCGCAAGCAGUGUCAUCCUGAAGACGGGGUUUGAUUUCCUGGACAACUGGUAAAAUGAGUCAGACACACGCGCACAGACCCCACAGAGAAACCAAGAACCCCCGACGAUUCCCGCCGAGGUGCGGCCGGGCCGGCGGGCGCGGGCGGAAAGGGCAGCCUCUCCCUGGGGCCUUUCCCGGUCUCUGUACGCGGUUAUUUUUUUUGAAUCUUUUGGAAACUGUAAGAAUCGCCGUGUCCAGAUUUCCAGAGCUCCCCCCUCUUUUGCUAAGACCCGAUGUAUCGGCCGUUUUCCACGAUUUGAUAACCGAAGUUUUUGCAUUUGGAAUUUUUAAAGACCGGUAGGCAUUCCUGCUGUGCACUGGUUCCCCCUCCUCUGGCAAAGGGCUCUCUCUCCACCAGUCACACAAGUGACAAGCGUGGCCUCCAUCUCCUUCUCCUUCGUCCCCCAUUCCCCCCUUUUUUCUCUGUGGGGGUUUCCUUGGACGGUUUACCUUGGAUGGGUGGUCGCCGGUGAUGCCCUCAGCAGUGUGGCAGCAGCGCGCCGGCUGCCGUGGUGGGCCGAUUUGUUCCCCACGUGCCCCCCUCCCACCCUCACCCCCAAUCCCAGCCGCCCAGGGCUCCCCUGGCCGACCCCACCCUUCGCCCCUGCGUCAUGUCCAGGAAACAGACGUGAGGCCUGGCCGGGGGCGUCUUUGGGCCCAUGCCUGGUACCCGGGCAUCCUUGCGUCCGUCCGCGUUGCAUGUCUAAACGUUUUGUGUUAACGUCUCAUUAUUUCCUGUCGAGAUCUAGCGGCGGUGGGGCUACCCCUCUGCUUGCGUUUGUACCGUUUUCCUCCUGGAAGUUCUUCGCUGCUGAUGUGGCCCAUGGGUGUCCCCACCUGCCCCCCCUCUCCACGCCGAGGGCGGGUGGCGGGGUCACCCGAGGACAGGGCUCUUCUGAUUGGUUGCGAGACCUUCCAGCCCGACCCUGGCUGGGGCAGGUCCCGCCGGCCACCACGGACCCUCCCGAGGCCCGCCCGCCCGCAGAAGCUCAAGAGUCCAGUUUCUGCGGGGACCUGGAGACCUCUGUCGUCAUAGCAACGGCGUCUCCCAGAGAGGGACAGAGGGACCGCGCGGCCCACUGCUGCUCCAGUGAGCGUGGCUCCCAGGCUGCCCAGGGGAGCAGGGCGGCCCCUGCACCCACCGGGGUGGGAGGAGUGGACCCGCCACCCUUCCUCUUCGCCCACCGGAGUCGGCCCGGCCCCCCGGAGCUGCGCGAACCCGCGGGACGCGCCCCAGCGUGAUGGACACGGCACCUCUCACUGUGUUCUGCUCACCGACGCCUUAAUCCCCGCCCCUCCUGCCAGCCAGCACCUGGUCCAAGCCUCUGGGUUUUUUAAAAAAAGAAAAACGCCUCUUUGUUUCACGGGACAGAUCGGAAACGACUUCCAGAUAUUCUCUCUGGCUCCGAGGGGAGGCACGCGGCCGCGCUCUCUUGUUGUUUUUUUCCAGGGAGGUUUCUGCCAAAGCCGCGGCCGAGCCAGUGUUGUUGGGGUUUCGUUCCCGCCAGUUGCUUCGUGUCCCCAAACCUCAUCUGGCCCCCUGGGCCCUGGGUUCGACCUGCCUCCGUUUGCUGACUGUCUCGUUUUUUAAGAAUAGAUUUGUAUUCAUUUCAGGGAGAGGGAGGGAGAGGGAGGGAGGGAGACCCAUGCAUCGGCUGCCUCCUGCACGCCCCACACUGGGCAUCCAGCCCACCCCCUGGGCCAACAUCGAACCCUGACCUCCUGGUUCACAGGUCCGACGGCCAACCACUGAGCCACCCCGGCCGGGCUGCUGACCGUCUUUAUUGUGGCAAAUACAGGUUCUUUCUGUGCCGUUUAAAUGUAGUUGAAUAGACAAGGGCAGAGACGUCUCCAGCAAGGUGGGAGGGACAGAGCCUGGAGUCCCAGCAGGGGCCAGCCCCCCCAUCCCUCCCGGCCAGCGGCGGGGCCCCAGCCCAGAAAGCGGGGUCCCUGCCCAGAAAGCGGGGUCCCUUAAGAACCGGGGGCCGUGCAGGCGUUGAGUUUGUGUUCCUCGGUGUUGGUGGCAGGAUAGGAAGAUCCGUGUCCCGGGACCAUGCCCACGAGGUGACCUGUCUGUCCCGGGAGACGAUGCAUCUCUCUCCCACUUUCUCCUGGAGCCACGGAGCCCCUUCACGGUCCCCCGGGAAACC
Myotis myotis is the source of this 3154-nucleotide messenger RNA. RefSeq names its product chromosome unknown C1orf198 homolog (gene CUNH1orf198). The coding region runs from base 42 to 1016 and encodes 324 amino acids. The transcript is spliced from 4 exons. The record is from RefSeq and is a predicted model, not a curated record. NCBI's taxonomy places the organism in Eukaryota, Metazoa, Chordata, Mammalia, Chiroptera, Vespertilionidae.